UUUAACCAUCCUCCCCACCUAAAGUGAGAACCAAAGAAUAAAGGACACUUCCUGUGAAUUCAGACUGAAUCAUUCAUGUCGUGCAUAAAAGAUAUCAAGGUGGAUUCCCUUUUGCUCACCCAAAACCGACUUUAAUAGAUGAUGGAACAGCAACCCAAACUAAGAUUCUGUUCUCCAUAUGGUAGCUGGACUGAGAGAAGAAUGGAGGAGGCAAUUAGGAUCCCUUGGAGGGAAUUUGCUUUUCAGGAGCAAUGCACCUAUAUUGCGAAGGACCAGUUUUAUGGGCCACACUCCAUCCAUCCCCCAGCUCAAGUUUCUUUACCUGUCAAUCUGGACUUCAAGCAUGACAGCAACAACAAGAUAAAAGCUGUGAUCAGCAAAGAGUACAUUCCUGAAUGUACAUACUUUGGUCCACUGAUUGGGAAAAUCUACACCAGAGAAAAUAUUCCCAACCAUGUGGACCAGAAACACUUUUGGAGGGUUUUUUCUGCAGAAGGAAAACUUCACCACUUUGUUGAUGUGAGUGACUCUUUUUUCAGUAACUGGAUGUGCUAUGUGAAUCCAGCUCCCACCUAUCGUGCUCCAAACCUGAUGGCCUUCCAACACAACCUGAAGAUCUUUUUCUAUACUGUAACUCCCAUCUUAGCAGGAAUGGAACUUUUGGUUUGUCCUACCCAUGAGGAAUCCAGGCACUUACUGUAUUUGUAUCCAAGGGAACUUACAUCUGAGCCAGAAUGUCUAAACUUGAAAAAUCUUCCAACAGAACCUUCAUUUGAGGUGGCUUCUUAUUCACUGCAGAUUAACUCCAAAGAUAACAAAAACUGUACAGUUAUCGCAAUAAAAGACAAAAGGGAAGAUGAAGAAGAAAAUGUUGAACAGGAUGUGCUAUCAAGGAAGAUAACAGGCCACAAAAACACAAAACCUAUGACAGAUGUCUUUCACAGAGUUGAAAAACAGCCUAUGAAGCUUAAGAAUUCCUGCACAGAAUCCAAGUUUAAAUUUGCAGAAGUGAUGCUUGGUCUCCCAGGAGAGAGAAAUAUGGGACGAGAAAAUCAAUAUCACCAUGGAUUUAGUCCAUGCAACUCAAUGACUUCACCACAGAUGGAACAUAAUAUUUGCAACAAGUAUUCAUCCUGUUCAGAAUAUCACUAUAUGGGCAAAAUGCCCAAUGCCUAUUGUCGUAUCUCCAGCACCACGACUGCCCAUUAUCCCAAAUCUAUGAUGGUUUCUCAUGAUCUCAGCUUCCCACCAGGUCUAUCACUAACGAAUUCAACGAAAAUUAAAUCUCAAAGUUUGUCUUCCCAGGAUAUCAUGAAGAAAUCUCUAUAUCAUAAUGUCUAUCUUCCCAUCUUGACUCAAGUACAAUACAAUGCUAAAUCUCCAAAUCUGUUCUCUUUUUAUGCUGGAACAUUUUCACUUCUAGGCUGUAAUUAUGAGAAUCCAACCCUUUUUCAUGACUUCAAAGGUCAACAGUUGAAAGCUGCUUCUCCAAUUUUGUAUCAGCAUGAGCCUGUGAAUCUCAGUACUCCCAAAAACUAUUCCUCAAUGUCCAAGGAAGGCAACAAGUCCAAGUCAUACCUGUUGAACAGGAAGAAUGGCAAAAUUAGAUAUGAGUGCAAUGUCUGUGCUAAAAACUUUGGACAGCUUUCCAAUCUGAAGGUUCAUCUGAGAGUACAUAGUGGUGAGAAACCUUUUCAGUGUCAGAUCUGUAAAAAACGUUUCACCCAGUUGGCUCACCUGCAGAAACAUCAUCUGGUGCAUUCAGGCAAGAAAUCACAUGAAUGCCUGGUCUGCUACAAACUUUUCAAGAGUAUCAGCAAACUCAAAACCCAUCUCCAGCAGCACUUGGGGGAGAAGCCCUAUGGGUAUUGGCUUUGUCCUUUCACCAAGCUUCUUGAUGAACACCCAAAUCUGCAUCAAUGCCCUGCCUGUAUCUGAGGCUACAUCCAUCCGUUGAGUUAGGAAAUCUACUUCCAGUACUUGCCCAAAGGCUCCAUCAACUGGCUGCUCUCCUUAACUGACUUCGAUUUCAACGUUGAUCAACUGGAAGAAGGAAACUGUGUUUGGUUAGAACUUCUCAGGUUGUAGAAACUAUCUUUCUGGAGGAAACAGUACACUUUUACCAAGAUGACUCUCUCUGCUUGCUUAGCUUCCAUAGAAAAUUGGCACUCCUGUCGAUAAAUAGUUGCACUUUUGUAAGAGAAAACCCUUACCAAUGCAUUCAAACAUUGGUAGAGCUGUUGCUGUUUAAUCUUCAGUAACUUGACACUUGAGGUUAGAGGGAGAUGCCUGCUUAUGUCUUACCAUUUUCUGAGAUAGGCAGGUGGUUAUAAAAGAAUGGGACUUCUUUCUAUGUCAACUUCUCUGUGUCACUAGCAUUGUUUCUUUCUAGUGGUGGAUUAAAGCAUGUUUAAUUUGCUCAGAAUUGGCAAAUGUUUGGUGAAGUUUUAAGCUUGCAUUUUUAACAUGAAUGAUCAACUCUUCUAUAUCCUGCUUUAAAUUCGUUCAGUUUCAUAUGGCAUUAUUUGCACAGAAAUGUUAGUUGUCUCAAAAGUGAACAGACACCCAGCUUCAAACAAACAGAAAUUCCAUUACAUUAUGAGGAAUGGGAGAAAAAAGGACCAGCAUUAAAGU
Molecule: messenger RNA, 2634 nt
Organism: Notechis scutatus (mainland tiger snake)
Lineage: Eukaryota; Metazoa; Chordata; Lepidosauria; Squamata; Elapidae
Gene: ZNF683
Product: zinc finger protein 683
Biological process (GO): regulation of transcription by RNA polymerase II; cell fate commitment
Cellular component (GO): cytoplasm; nucleus
Molecular function (GO): protein binding; DNA-binding transcription factor activity; RNA polymerase II cis-regulatory region sequence-specific DNA binding
Source: RefSeq, a predicted model, not a curated record